AUGAGUGGCAGACCUUCCACUAAACCUUGCAAAGGCAAUAUAUUCAUGUUAUUGAUGAUAAAUAGCGCUCCUAGAAAUUACGAACGUAGAUCUUCUAUUCGAGAGACAUGGGGUAAAGCUGAUAUUAUACGAAGUGCCCUUGGAAAUUAUGUUUGGCGAACUAUAUUCGUCAUUGGUGAUGGCCAUAGUAAACAAAUAAAUAAUCAAGUGAAUCAAGAAGCAUUAAAAUAUGGCGAUAUGAUUUUAGCUGAUUUUGGCGAUGAUUUUCGUAAUUUAACUUAUAAGACCGUGUUGGGUAUGGAAUGGGCGAAUGCUUAUUGUAAUGAAGCUAAAUACUUUUAUAAAGGAGACGACGAUGUAAUGCUAAAUCCAUUUACUCUAUUUCCUAAAUUGGUAUUUAUGGGAGGUAAAAAAUUAUUCAUGGGUAAUAUCAUGUCUGGUUCUGUUGUCAUCCGGCAACAAAAUAGUCGAUACUAUGUCAGUCUAAAAGAUCUAGCUUUAUCGGUUUAUCCUGAUUAUUGUUCGGGUUUUGCGUAUGUUAUUUCGAUGGAUGUAUUACAAGCUAUGGUAGCAGUCGUACCAAAAAUUCGAAAGAUACCUAUUGAUGAUGCAUAUGUUGGCAUGUUAGCGAAGAAAGUCAAUAUCAAAGUUCAUUGGGAUCGAGGUUUUAAGCCAUUCGGACCAAUACCCGGUAGAAAAUGUGAAUAUAAUACUGUUAUUGCUGUUCACGGUAUUUUACCGUCUAGGCAAAAACUGAUGAUGAAAGAAGCGCGUAACGCCUUUUUGACUUGUUAA
This is a messenger RNA of Trichoplax adhaerens, 795 nucleotides long. RefSeq lists its product as uncharacterized. Lineage: Eukaryota; Metazoa; Placozoa; Uniplacotomia; Trichoplacea; Trichoplacidae. The coding region runs from base 1 to 795 and encodes 264 amino acids. The record is from RefSeq and is a predicted model, not a curated record. Gene Ontology annotation, molecular function: hexosyltransferase activity. The transcript has a single exon. Gene Ontology annotation, cellular component: membrane.